This is a messenger RNA of Aspergillus puulaauensis, 1836 nucleotides long. RefSeq lists its product as uncharacterized. The transcript has 4 exons. Lineage: Eukaryota; Fungi; Ascomycota; Eurotiomycetes; Eurotiales; Aspergillaceae. The record is from RefSeq and is a predicted model, not a curated record. The coding region runs from base 1 to 1836 and encodes 611 amino acids.
AUGACGUUCAACAUCACAAUUGGUCCAAGUCCGCACGACUCGGACGACUCCGCCUUCACCGACGAAGAAGAUUCAUCGGGAGUGCAGGUCUCGCCACCUUCCGAACCUGAAAGCCAUGGGUAUCACGAUCCAUACGAUGAAUGGACGAACCUGCCCUAUCCAGAUGAAUUGAAGCCAUCUGACUCAGCCUCUCGAAAUCGAACAUCUUAUCGUACCAGGACUCGCAACCCAAUCCAUCCGCCUUCCACAUCAACAAGCCGCCGACGGUCAACGAGGCGUCAGAUUGUCCCAGAACGAGAGUCCUUCCGUCGCCGACCCCGCCGUCAUCCUUCGCCAGAAUCACCGGAAAGUAUGGAUUCGGCUGAGGAGUAUGGGGACCCGUAUCGGCGCAGAUCCCAAGAACGAUACUGGCCACCUGUCGCUCAAGGCUCGGCUUAUGCACACAGCUCAUCCCCAGGUCCAUCAUACGUUUAUCCACACGGUACAGUACCACACACUCCAUACAUACCGCCAACAGGCCAACAUACACCUUCGGACCAAUUGGUUCGAGUCGGUGCUCACAGCCAGGUUGGGCCGCCAAAUCAGCCAAAUCAAUAUGGUCAUCCGUUUUACGGAUACAGUCCUCAUUUGCAACAACCUCAUGGCCCACCUGUCUCUCAAUUCUAUAUGCACGAUCACCAUCCCGGAAACCAUGGACAUGCGCUUACCACAAGCUCUCAUCGAAGUGAUGGGCACAAUCCACCUCAGCAUCCUUUUCAACCCUCCGGUCCUUCUCACGGUGCUCCGCCAUAUGGUGGAUCUCAGAUGAAUCAUGAUCUGGUUCCAUAUGGCGCAGGAGGAUUUUACCCUUUCCGUGAGCCGUAUGCCAUGGUUCCUGGGAUGAUGUCGCCCUAUUUCAACCCUUAUGCUCGUGCGACAUCUCCUCCAAGUCAAAGUGGAUCCGCUGGAGCACCGGUUUCCCCAGACCCAGCGCCCGCGCCACCACCUGUAGAUCCUGUUAAGGACGAGGCGAUUGCCAGACUCGAGAAAUUGAUUUUGGAUGAGAGAACCGAGCGAGAAGCCCGGGAUGCGCGUGAAGCAGCCCGUCAGGCUGCCGCCGAAGCGGAGGCAGCUGCGGAGGCUGAGAAGAAGAAACGUGCUGCACAUGAGAAAAAACUCGUCGAGGAAGCUGCCGCACGCGCUAAGGCCGAGGCAGAGCAGAAAGCCGCUGAUGAAGCAGCACAGGCAAAGAAGGAGGCAGAAGAAGCUGCGACGAAGGCCGCCGACGAAGCUACGGAAAAGGCCACAGCUGACGUGCAAGAUAAAAUUGCAGCUGCAGUGGCUGCUAAUAAGCCUCCGGAUAAGAAACAACCCAUUAAAUUCAAGGAUGCUCUUGGCAGAAAGUUCAGUUUUCCGUUUGAUUUAUGUUGCACUUGGAAGGGAAUGGAGGAGCUUAUAAAGCAAGCUUUUCUUCACAUUGAGGUGAUAGGGCCUCAUGUCGCAGAGGGACACUAUGACUUGAUUGGCCCCAAUGGCGACAUCAUACUCCCGCAAGUCUGGGAGACCGUCCUUGAGCCCGAUUGGAGCAUUACUAUGCAUAUGUGGCCGAUACCAGAGAAGCCAAAGGAAGAACCAGGCACUCCUGUAGAUGGCGGCCCUCCUGCACCGCCAGCCGAAGCCGCAGCCGCUGAUGCGCCGAAGAAGCCAGGUCCUAAAAAACCGCGACCAAAGCCUGGCGACCCUAGCCCAUUUGCCAUGUGGAUGGUUGGAGGCCCCAACCGUUUCAAGAAGCAGGCUUUAAAAGUGGGAAAAAAGCCUAAAGCAGCUGAUUACGCCGUAAUGGGCCAUGCUGUCUGA